This is a messenger RNA of Papaver somniferum (opium poppy), 661 nucleotides long. RefSeq lists its product as uncharacterized. The transcript has 2 exons. NCBI's taxonomy places the organism in Eukaryota, Viridiplantae, Streptophyta, Magnoliopsida, Ranunculales, Papaveraceae. Bases 242 to 661 code for a protein of 139 amino acids. The record is from RefSeq and is a predicted model, not a curated record.
AACUCAUUCCCGGUUAACCAGGCCCCACUUCUCCACGUAAAACAAGAAAUAAUAUUAAUUAAUUUUGCGAAAAAAACCCUUCAAAAGAAAAAUUAAAAAGAACCCUGAAAUUUUUUGUUUCAGAGCGAAAUAUUGUUGGAAAUGAGAAAGGAAAUGUGAAAUAUAAGAGCGAAGAAAGAAAUUAGAGAAGAAAAUCAAAACGAGGGUUUACUCAUUGUUGAUCUGAUUGGUUGCGGAGAAAAUGAGUGCAGGAGGAGGAUGGGAGAAGGUAAAAUCAUCAUCAAGAUCAUUUGAUUUAGGAGGAGGAAAUGGUGGUGGUGGUAUUGUUAUUGGAAGAGAAAGAUUAAGAAGUAUAGAUUUAAGUGAUCAUUCUUCAUCUCCAUCUCCUAAUUCUGCUGGUUCUUCUGCUCCUGUUAUUCCUCCUACAAGAACCGUUACUCUUGGUCGGGUUCAACCUCAACAUCCUGCUCACCGUUCCAUUGUUUGUAAUGAUCGUGAAGCUAAUUUCCCUGUUCGUUUUAAGAUGAAGAAAGGAAAGGAGGAGAAAUUUUUUUUUUGUAUGAAACCAAUUUAUCUCGAUUUGGUUAUGAUAAAGAUUCUAUUACGGCACUCAUACAUUGGAUAUGGGCAGCCAAGAAAAGAAAAUGUAUUUCUGAGUUAG